Molecule: messenger RNA, 2739 nt
Organism: Malassezia sympodialis ATCC 42132
Lineage: Eukaryota; Fungi; Basidiomycota; Malasseziomycetes; Malasseziales; Malasseziaceae
Gene: MSH3
Exons: 2
Coding region: 1-2739 (912 amino acids)
Biological process (GO): mismatch repair
Cellular component (GO): nucleus
Molecular function (GO): ATP binding; mismatched DNA binding; ATP-dependent DNA damage sensor activity
Source: RefSeq, a predicted model, not a curated record
AUGGCAGGCCCUGCUCAGCCGACACUGCGUGCGUUCUUUGCGCAGGCGGGGGCGGCAGGUACGGCCCCGUCGCCGCAGCCAGGAGAGAAGUCCUUCCGAGCGCGCACAGCGGCGCCCCCCAGCAACGCGCCCGUAUACACCCCGCUCGAAUCACAGAUCCUUGAGCUCAAGCGCGCGCACCCUGGCAUGGUAUUGCUUAUUGAAGUAGGAUACAAGUUCAAGUUCUACGGUGACGACGCUCAUCUGGCGAGCCAGGUCCUGAAUAUUGCGUGUUUCCGCGAGAAGAACAUGGAUGCGGCUAUGAUCCCUGUGCCGCGCAUGCCUGUGCAUGUCAAGCGCCUCCUCGCACUGGGACACAAGGUCGGUAUAUGCCGGCAAACAGAGACACGCGCGCUCAAGGCGGCGACGGAGAAUGCGCACCAACCAUUUGCGCGGGCGCUCACGAAUGUGUACACGGCCAGCACGUGGAUCGACGAUGUUGCGGCGCCGGACGCAAGCGACGAGCAGGUGAUUGUCGCACUCGUCGAGGCCGGUGAAUCCAGUGCUGCACAUCCCCGCCUCGGUCUUGUUGCUAUCGAUAUGGCCUCCUCGAACGCGACAUACGAUGCAUUUGACGACGAUGCUCUCUUGACCGCGCUCGAGACGCGCCUGGCACACCUGGCACCUAAAGAAAUUGUGCUUGCAACCACUCUCUGUGAGCGCGCACGGCGCUUUGUUCGGCAGUGGGCUGGUCCUCACCGGCGUGUCGAGGAGGUGGGCGCGUGCGAAGCGCCGAUGCCGGGCCUUGCUGAGCAUUUGCACGGCGAGGCGCUCGCAUGGGCCUCUGAGCUGCCUGUGGACGUCCAGCGUGCACUACUGCUCCUGCUCACGCAUCUAUGUGGCUUUCAACUGGCGUCGGCGCUCACUUGCCCUGCCAACUUUGCCACGUUCACGGAGCGCUCGAGCAUGCUGCUGAGUGGACCGACCCUUGCACACCUCGACGUCCUGCAAAAUGCCACAGAUGGAACGCUAUCAGGCAGCCUUCUGUGGCUACUAGACGAAUGUGCUACGGCGAUGGGACGCCGGCUGCUGCGGCAGUGGGUACGCCGGCCGCUCCUUGAUACGGCGCAGAUUGCCGCGCGCGCACACGCCGUUGAUCUCAUGCGGGAGCGCCGUCAGCCGGUUCUGCAUCGUGCUGUUGCGCUUCUUACGCAUCUACCGGACGUGGCUCGUGGUCUCGUGCGUAUCACGCAUGGCCUUGUUGACGCGUCGGAGCUCGCGACGAUUCUGCUGGCUUUUCACCGUGUCACACACGAGUUUUCUGAGCUGCCACUGACCGGCAGCGCGCUGCUGGACGAUGCCCUGCUGGAUCUUGGGGCUGCACGCGAUGCAGUGUCUCAUUUUAUCGCCGCCCUCGAUCUUCCACGCGCACGCAAAAACGACCUGCCGCAUCUCUACAAGGAUCCGGCGCGAUACCCUGCGAUCCAGGACAUGCAGGCGACACUGCAGGCUGACGACGAGGCUCUGCAAGCGCACCUGCUAGACUUGCGCCGCACCCUGCAUCGGCCGGCGCUACAGUACACGCAAGUGUCCGGCGUCGACCAUCUAAUUGAAGUGCGGAGCUCCGAGGCCGCGCACGUCCCAGCGGACUGGGUCCGGAUCAGCGCAACGCAGCGCGUCGUGCGCUUCCACACGCCAACGAUUGUGCAGCUGUUGAAACAGCGUGAGCGGCAUCGCGAGUCACUUGCCGCCGUUGCGUUUGCAGCUUUCCGCGACUUUCAGACACGCGUAGCUAAAGAAUACGUGCCGCUGCGCCGCGUCGCGCAGGCGCUUGGCGUCCUGGAUGCGAUUUUCAGCCUCGCGCGUGUCGCCUCGCGGCCUGGGUAUGUGCGCCCGACCGUGCAUGCUACCAGCACAGAGGCCGGCGCGCAGCAGUUGCGCCUCACGCAAUUUCGGCACCCCAUGAGUGAGGCGCGCCUUGCACAUGCCUAUGUACCAAAUGACCUCGUGCUAGGCGGCCCGAACGGAAGCGGCCAGGCGCCGCGCGGCGUGCUGCUCACGGGCUCGAACAUGGGUGGCAAGUCUAGCACAGUACGAGCAAUUGCCCUGAUCGUGAUCAUGGCGCAGAUCGGCGCGUUUGUGCCCUGCCGUGCUGCGGAACUCACAUGCUUCGAUGCUGUUGUGACACGGAUGGGUGCACAGGACGACCUGUUCCAUGGCAAAUCUACGUUCAUGGUCGAGGCGGAGGACACGGCGCGCAUCCUACGCACGGCAACGGAGCGCACGCUUGUUGUUCUGGAUGAGUUUGGGCGCGGUACCUCGACGUUCGAUGGCGUCGCGUUGGCCGACGCUGUACUGCGUUCCCUGCUCGAGCGUGGCGCACGCAUGCCGAUGCUGCUAUUCAUCACACACUACCUCUCUCUCACGCGCUGGGCGCACGUGUACCCGAUGCAGCUGUGCAACAUGCACAUGGCCGUCCGCAUCGCUAACCGGAACGACGAGAACUUGGACGCUGCCGAUGUCGUUUUUCUGCACCGCUUGGUUGCGGGGCCUGCCUCGCAGUCGUUUGGCAUUCACAUGGCUGCACUCGCGGGCAUACCGUCUCGCGUAACUGCACAGGCACGCUCCAUCGCAUCACAUGCACAAAAUACGCACACCGUCGCUGAGCGGCGGCGUAUCAGUGCACGAUUCCUGCAGGCCGUGUGCAAUGGACAAUUGCAAACUGCAUGGGACCUUGCCCAUCAAAUGUCGGUACUAUAG